AUCAGUGAACCCUGAAGUGUUUGUGUGACCUUUUCCAAAUGGUGGCACAUAGCAAACCAGUGAAGGAACAGGACAAUGCUCGGGGAACAGCAAUCUUGUUUGAUCCAGGGAGGGGUUGCCUGUUACCAAGUGACAUCAUACAGAAGGAACCAGGAACAUUCCUGACAGUGAAAAACCAAUUGAGUGGUAAGAUGUACUCCCUUGGUGAUCAGUCUCCGGUGCAAUAUCAGAAACGUGUGGAAGAAGAUGGAGUGGCAGAUAUGACCCAGCUGGAAGACCUACAUGAUGGUGCAGUGUUGUACAAUUUAAAGAAGAGGUUUGAACAACAUAUUAUAUAUACAUACAUUGGCACCAUCCUUUUAUCUGUAAAUCCAUAUAAAAUGUACAACAUUUACGGGACCGAUACAGUGAUGAAAUAUAAAGGGAAAUCAUUUGCAGAAAACCCACCACAUCUCUUUGCCAUUGCUAAUGUGGCCUAUUCAAAAAUGGUUGAUGCCAAACACAAUCAGUGCAUUAUAAUCAGUGGUGAAAGUGGAUCAGGCAAGACUGAAGCCACCAAACUGGUCCUCUGUUAUCUGGCUUCUGUACACCACACACGCAAAGACAACGUGACACAACAGAUCCUUGAAGCCACACCCCUUUUGGAGUCCUUUGGAAAUGCCAAAACUGUUCGAAAUGAUAACUCCAGUAGAUUUGGAAAGUACAUUGAAAUAUUUUUGCAAGAUGGGGUGAUAUGUGGUGCCAUAACCUCGCAGUAUCUCCUUGAGAAGUCGAGGAUUGUGUUUCAGGCCAAAAAUGAAAGGAAUUACCAUAUUUUCUAUGAGAUGCUGGCAGGACUCUCGAGCCAACAGAAGCAAAGAUUCUAUCUUCAGGAGGCUGAAACAUACUACUACCUGAAUCAGGGAGGAAACUGUGAAAUUUCUGGGAAGGAUGAUGGGGAGGAUUUCCACAGGCUACUCAGCUCAAUGGAGGUGCUCAGUUUUAGUCCAGAUGAACAGAACAGCAUCUUCCGCAUUCUCUCUUCAGUUCUUCACCUUGGGAAUGUCUACUUUGAGAAAUAUGAGACAGACUCACAGGAGAUUGCUUCAGUGGUAAGUGCUCGCGAGAUUCGAGUGGUGGCAGAACUGUUACAGAUCUCUCCUGAGGGGCUGCAGAGGUCCAUCACGUAUAAAGUGACAGAAACCGUGAGGGAGAAGAUUUUCACCCCUCUAACUGUGGAAAGUGCAGUUGAUGCCAGAGAUGCUGUUGCCAAGAUUCUUUACUCCUUGCUGUUCAGUUGGCUCACUGACAGGAUCAACAAGUUGGUUUCCCCAAAGACAGAAUCCUUGUCCAUAGCCAUUUUAGAUAUUUAUGGAUUUGAGGAUUUGUGUGUUAACAGCUUUGAGCAGUUAUGUAUUAAUUAUGCUAAUGAGUACCUACAAUACUUCUUCAAUAAGAUCAUCUUCAAAUUGGAGCAGGAGGAGUAUAUCAGAGAACAGAUCGACUGGAAGGAAGUUACAUUUAGUGACAACCAGACUUGCCUCGAUCUCAUCUCACAGAAGCCUCAUGGGAUCCUUAGGAUAUUGGAUGACCAAAGCACCUUCCCACAGGCAACUGACCACACCUUCCUUCAAAAAUGUCACUAUCACCAUGGCAAGAACCCUCUGUACUCAAAGCCAAAGAUGCCUCUGCCUGAGUUCUCCAUUAAACACUAUGCUGGGAAAGUGACAUAUCAAGUCUACAAAUUUAUUGAGAAGAAUCAUGACCAAGUUCGACAAGAUGUCAUGGAGUUGUUUGUCAACAGCAAAACAAAGAUUCUAACUAGUCUCUUUUCUGGACAAACCAUGAAAGUGAUGUCAACCAGGAACAAUACUAUUAACCACAGAUACCAGCCUCCCACUGUAGCAGCAAAAUUCCAACAGUCUCUGAUGGAACUGGCAGAGAAGAUGGAAAGCUGCAAUCCUUUCUUUGUUCGCUGCAUCAAACCAAACAAUAAGAAGGAGUCCGAACUUUUUGAGGUCGAUGUUGUCAGCUUGCAGCUACGCUAUUCCGGAGUUCUAGAAACUAUCCGUAUCCGGAAGGAGGGAUAUCCUGUCCGUAUUACAUUUGAUAAUUUCAUCAAGAGGUACAAAAUCUUAUUGGGAUUGACACAUCAGAUAAAGGCAGACGGCGAGAACUGUAUAACCAUCUUGAAACAGAUUGUAUCUGUCAGCAAAGGAAUGUACAGCAUCGGGCUCACCAAGACUAAUGCUGCCAACAAAGACCCAACCCAGCCGCUGAUCCCCCAUGAUGCUGCCAAAGGGAAGUUACCUGUCAACAGACCCAAUACUGCUGAAACCCCAAAACCCAAACUCGCAACACAAGAUCCUGUGCAUCACACCACACUUAAUUCAGAGCACUUUCCUGAGCCAACACACAACAUCAAGGAUAUCAUCAGACAAUAUGAGCAAUCAGCAACUCAGAAGAAAACUGGACUAAUCAGAAAAGAAGGUGGAAAGAUAUUCACGAAGAAAAUGGACCCUCAUGAAGAGGCAAUGUUUAUCUUGAAAGGACAGAUAAUGCCGCAUGUCUCCCAGAAGCCAGCACCUGCACCGUCAAAGGAUAAGAAUUCCAAAGAAGCCGUUGCCAUGGUGAAGCCUGUCAGUGGCAUGACACGGAAGAGCAGCACCAGACCAGUGCCAGCUGUCUCUGCCAGGCACCCUGUGUUCUCGGGAGCGUCAGUUUCCCGGGAGCUGACAGGAGAAGAUGAGAGGAUCCAGACACAGCUACAUGGGCAGCCGUCUGAGGGAUACUACACCUACAGCAAAAUGCCCUGCGACCUCUGUAUCCGCAAAGAGGUGUUUUAUCCCAAGGAAAGUUUCCACAGCCCGGUGAUACUGGAUCUUAUUUUCAGACAGAUCGUGAGCGACACGUUCUCUGAAACUUGUGUGAGACUGAAUAAAGAGGAACAGAUGAAGAUGAAAUCUUUACUGGCUGAAAACAAGAUUGUAUCCUCGACUCUGGUGAAGGAUGAAGCUGUCAAGAGGAAGAUUGUAAUGGCUGCCAGAGAAGCUUGGGAUGUUUAUUUCUGCCGUCUGUUCCCUGCCUCUGGCAGUGUGGGUACUGGAGUGCAGAUUCUGGGAGUCUCCCAUAAAGGAAUCUGUCUACUAAAACUAGUGAGAGCCAGCAGCACAGCAGCAGAGAACCUGAGGGUCCUCAGAAGUUACAGCUACUCGGACAUCUUAUUUGCCACCAUCCCUUCUAAAAACAUGCUGGACUUCAACCUCACCAAUGAAAAGCUGAUUCUGUUUUCCUCCAAGGCUCCACAAGUUAAGAGUAUGAUUGAUUACUUCAUCACUGAACUGAAGAAGGAUUCUAACUAUGUAAUAGCAGUGAAGAGUCACAUCACAAAUAACAUCUCCUACCUACGAUUCCACAAGGGUGACAUCAUUCGUUUACAACCCAUGGAUGGUCUUAAGGAAGGUCAGUACCAUUGCUAUGGCUGUAUAGUCAGGAAGAAGGUCAUAUACCUCGAGGACCUAAAGAAAUACACUCCUGAUUUUGGCUGGAAGUUUGGAGCAUUCCAUGGCAGGUCUGGGCUUUUCCCUGUGGAAUACGUGCAGCCUGUGGCUGCCCCAGACUUUAUUCACCUAAGCACAGACAAGAAAGAAGAACCAAUGGACAAAAAGGGCAAAGUAGCAGCUUCAGCCUCAGCCACUGUGGCAGCUGCAGUGGGAUCGACAGCAGCAGCUGAAGAACUGGACAGAAAGUCAGAGGCCUCCCCACCAGUCAAUGAGCUUAUGGAGAGUAUACCUGAAUAUGUCCUUCAGGAUAACCAGUACACCAUGAUCGAAUUUGCCAAGAAAUACUUCCGUCAGCCCCACAAGUUAAAAAGUGAGAUCACCAAAGAAAAGUCUAAAAAAGGCAGAGAUCCCAAGGACCCAGCUGAGAUGGUGAAGUAUACAAAGACUCCAAUCCAAGAGUCCCUGAUUGAGUUCUGUGAUGAGAAUUUGAACAAGGUGGCAGCUGAGAUCUUCAUUGCUGUUAUGAAAUUUAUGGGGGACCAUCCACUCAAAGGGCAGACAGAACAAGACAUUGUCUAUAGUAUUCUUAAGCUGUGCGGGGAACAUGAAGUAAUGAAAGAUGAAACCUACUGCCAGAUUAUCAAACAGAUCACUGACAACACCAGCACAAAAACUGAUAGUGUUCAGCGAGGCUGGAGACUGCUCUAUAUCCUCACCGCCUAUUACAAGUGUUCAGAAGUGUUCAAGCCUUACCUCUUUAAGUUGCUGGAGUCUGUUUGCAGGAUUCCUGGUGCCAGUUUUCAAGGAAUUGCUAAAGCUUGUGAUCACAACCUGAAGAAAACCUUCCAGUUUGGUGGCAGGACCCAGUUCCCGGAUGGCAUGGAGCUCAAAGCCAUGGUGGCUGGGAGAAGCUCCAAACGACAAAUGUUCUUGUUGCCUGGUAACAUGGAGAGACAUCUGAAGAUAAAAACCUGCACAGUUGCAGUUGAUGUGAUUGAAGAGUUUUGCAAUGAAAUGGGGUUUCAAAACCCAGAGGCUGCAAAUGAAUAUUCUAUGUUUGUUAUCACCAACAAAGGACAAAUCGUGCAUCCACUGAAAAAGAAAGACUACAUCCUUGAUGUAAUUACAGAAAUGGAACAAGUUGAUCAAAACUUCACCUUCUGUUUCCGACGUGUGCUCUGGUUUCAACCUCUGAAGUUUGAGAAUGAGCUGUGUGUGACUGUGCAUUAUAAUCAGAUUGUUCCAGAUUACCUGAAAGGACUCUUCCAUGUACUGAAUCAGGAUACGAUGAGUGAGAGUCAGCUCCAGCAAGCGUCAAAGUUGGCAGCUCUGCAACAACGGGCAAAAGACAGUCUGUAUCUGCCUACCAUCCGUGAGGUGCAGGAUUGCAUCCCUCCACAGAUUUACCAAUUUCAGCGGCCACAAUCCUGGUUGAACAUGGUGACACAGAAUAUCCAACAUGUUCAGGCCCUCAGCUCUCACCAGGCCAGAGCCCAGUUGCUUGGGCUUGUGAGUGCAUUCCCCAUGUUUGGAUCCUCGUUCUUCUACAUUCAGAGCAGCAGCAACAGUGCAAUUGUUGCCCCUUGUAUUCUGGCUGUCAACCAGAAUGGACUCAAUUUCCUGAACAAGGAGACACAUGAGCUAAUGGUCAAUUUCCCAUUGAAAGAGGUACAGUCCACCCUGACUCAACAAUCAGGCCCCAGCAACAGCUAUCCAUACGCAGAGAUUAAACUGGGAGACUUGAUGUCCCAAAGAAUAACACAACUUCAGCUUGAUCAGGUAUGA
This is a messenger RNA of Rhincodon typus (whale shark), 5267 nucleotides long. RefSeq names its product myosin XVAa (gene myo15aa). Gene Ontology annotation, cellular component: cytoskeleton; myosin complex. Gene Ontology annotation, molecular function: cytoskeletal motor activity; ATP binding; protein binding. Lineage: Eukaryota; Metazoa; Chordata; Chondrichthyes; Orectolobiformes; Rhincodontidae. Bases 39 to 5267 code for a protein of 1742 amino acids. The record is from RefSeq and is a predicted model, not a curated record. The transcript has 49 exons.